Dermacentor silvarum is the source of this 9026-nucleotide messenger RNA. RefSeq lists its product as uncharacterized. Lineage: Eukaryota; Metazoa; Arthropoda; Arachnida; Ixodida; Ixodidae. The coding region runs from base 199 to 930 and encodes 243 amino acids. The record is from RefSeq and is a predicted model, not a curated record. The transcript has 4 exons.
GAAAGGUGGAGCUGCUCUAAAACUGCUCAUCCGAAUCGCUAGCGCAGCGUUUUGAGGUUGGUUUCUUUUUUGGUUUUCAGUGGGCAUUGGCCGCUGUUGAGCGGUCGACAAAAUGCCGUCGGAACUGCCCUUCAUACGUCGUUGCUGACUUUAGUAGUCUGUUUUAAGUUACUUUAAUCCAUACAUCACACGUACAAAAUGGAGCACAAGCCGUUUCUGUGGAGUAACGACCGGCAGAAAAUACUCAUUGACUUUUUCAAGGAGAACGAAUUUCUGUACAACCCGAUUCAUCCAGACUACAAGAAGAGGAGACUUCGAGACAAGAAGAUUCUCGAACUGUGCAAUACACUCGGGUGUUCAAUGCUGGAAUGCAAGAACAAGUUCCACAAUUUACGUACCUACUUCUUCCGCGAGUAUAACAAGGUUCUCAAGCACAACGGGACGUGCAAUGGAAACGGGGAGGAAACGUACACCUCCAAGUGGGACUUUUACGAAGACAUGAAGUUUCUUAAUGUGUGCUACCUUCCCCGAACCAUGGAGAUGGCGGCCGCAAACGAGAACAACCACGAACCCCCGGCAGAUACAUCUGGCACAGAAAGCAACUGGGAAGUCAACAGCAUUCUGGAGCCAGACUGCCUUAUUGAUGAGUCCACCGAGGUGCUGGAGGCGGAGCAAGACAGCUCGAGCGUCUCGGAACACCGCGCCCAGACGCCCCCGCACAAGCGGAGAAAACAACAGGAGGAGCAGUCUGCGACGUCAGCGACACCGACCCGGAACAGCGCCCUGCUUGACGAGGAGCACUACUUCGGAAUGUAUGUCGCGGCUGCGCUCCGCACGUUUGAUGCCUUGGCCCGUGACACGGCCAAGGUCAAGAUCAUGGACCUAAUCAUGCAUUUAAGGCACAAUGUCGACCCUAAUCAUAGGAAGUAGCGGCCGAGAGGAAACCACACCUUGCCGUUGUGCACUCAUCAUGUUCGCAUACAAAGUAACUGUGGCAGCAAUAAUCGACGUGACGUGAGCGAGUGUUUUGUCGCCUGUUGCUUAGUUCUCACUCGGUGAUGAGCCUCCCGCCAGCACCUUGUUUUCUUUAGCACGUUGAAGUGUGUGUGAACUUGUUUUAACGCAGCAUUAUAGUUGAAAUGUACGAAAAAAUAAGUUGAGGUUAGUUGCGUAAGCGAGCCCUGUUGAUGGAAUGCACGGCCAUGAUCCUAAGAGUCAAGCACACCCAAUGAGGUUGCUCAGUAGCUGUGGUGUUCUGUGCAGCUGAAUUCGAGGUCAUUGGUUCGGUUCUCGCCCGCGUGCCAAUUUUGAAAGAAAUGCAAAAAUCCCGGUGUACAGUGCUUUGAGUGCACGCUUGUGGUCAUAAUUAAACAACAGCACAUCUGUUAACUGUUGUAUUGCUUCGGGAUGUUAAGUCACGUCAUUCAGUCGCGAAUUAAGCACUCUCCCUUGUAAGCGAGCAUUGAAAAACCUAAUAUUUUCAGAAACCUUGCUUCAUGAGGCACGCUUAAAGGAAAAAAAAAAUCAUGGCAUACUGAUCGAAAUUCUAGUCAGCUUGUUCCACAAGGAAACAAGCUGGAACAAGUCAGCUUGUGUGUUUUGUUCCAGCUGCUGUUUUUGAUGGAACAGGGUGAUUUGCGUGCCGUGGUAGAUUGAGGUCUGAUGUGUACUUUCUAAUGUCACACAGCUCUUCAGACUUUGCAUGUGUAUGAUGAUGGCGAAGAAAUGGUGAGAGCUUAAUGCUUCAUUUGCCAGCACUGUGUGUUGUACGGAGUAGUCACAGUUAACACAGAGGUCCUUUGCCACAUACAGAGUAUCAAGUUGUUAAGUUGUCAAGUGUGACAGGUGGGUACGUGGCCAGUGAUUCCUGCAGCAUCAUCUCAUAACAAGGACAUGUACUUAUCAGUAAAGAUUGCAGGCUGGCGCACUGCGCGAUCGCGGUAACAGGAUUAGCCACAUCAAGACUCACAGAAUGCCACAUUUUGCUGGCUGGUCAAUGUGGAUAAUGUAAUUAUAAGUGACUGCACAUUUUAUUAUCAUAAUUUAUUUUAAUCAUUAUACCAAUUGCUACUAUACAGGGUGAUAUUUUAUAAGUUUUGUGGAAUUUUUAAAAAUAGACUGUUGCAGAUAACCUAGCUGGAUUAUCCAGAGAGGUGGACAUUACUUGCAUAAGAAAUCGAAACACAUGUUCAGCUAAUUAUCAGAAAUCCACUAAUUAUCUUUUGAAUUUAUAAUUUAUGGCACAUAUUGCAAUUUACGAAUUGUAGCCGCUGAGUUUGUGAGGCAUAUCCACUUGGAAUGAAUUUCCAGAGUGACACCUGUUUAGAGAGAUGCACCAUCAAACUUGCCCUAAGAUGCAUUGUUCCACUUUUUUUCACCAAGUGCUUUUCUGUGCAUUGAAGCCCAAAAGCAACUGGAAAGCCCAUGUAUUUCGUUCCACACUCUGGGAAAUAAUAUCUCGAAACUGGUGCCAUCCUGGAAAUUCAUUUCAAGUGGAUACGUAUUGCAAGCUCACCGGCUCUACUUCAUAAAUUGCAACAUGUGCUGUAAGGUAAUUAAUUAAGAAGGUAAUUAGUGAAUUUUUGUUCAUUGGUUGAAUAUGUGUUUCGAUUUCUCGUGCUAGUAGUGUUCGCCUCUUCGAAUAAUCCAGCUCAAAGACAAUAAUUAUGCUAUCUGCCACAAGCAAUUAAAAAAGAUUCCAUAAAACAACUUAAAAAUGAUCACCCUAUAUAAGUGGGGCCGAAAAGCGCUAGUUGCACAGGUCAUCACCUACAAUGGGGAACACUUCCUGCCUAACAGUGCUCUAAGAAUGCUGGUGACUAUGGUGACUGGAGGCACCACUGACCAUCUGCUCACUCAUUCCUUACAUCCUAGGGUACUGCACAUUUAUUGUACUUCAUGUUUAAUUGUGCUUCAACUUUUCAUUUUGAUCACACCUAAAGACCACAACUGGUGCCAGUGAAUUUCCUAGAAACAGGCUUGUUGAUUCAAUCUUGGCACAUAGAUUUUUUGAAUUUGAAGGCAACUUAGUGCUGGGAAGGCAUAAGUACAUGAACAGAUUCAUGCAUGAAGGAUUGUUUCUUAUUUUGGAAACCUGCCAAGUGGCACACUUUCUGCAUGCGCGAGGCACCUUGAGGUGCCUGUUUUCUAAUCAACAUGUCAUGAGGGUAACAAGUGUUAAACUUGUUUUCUGUAUCAGGGAACUUCAUGACUUAACAUCGAGCUUCUCCAAUCUGAUUAUGUGGUUAGCUGUCUCCUUUGCCUCAGCGAGAUUGAUCAAACAGAUGCCCAACCAGUCAAAAUAUUUUUGAGCAAUUAGUACCAUAUUCAAUGCAGUGUAUACUAAAAUGAAAUGAAACUAUUUGCUUUUGAGAAAAGGCUAACGGUGCAUGAGAGAAUGUUUCAAUCUUUUGCAAGUUAGUUUGCAAAGUACUCAUUUUCAAAUACAAGAGUAAUCUGCCAUUACAAACUAUUUGACGAAAGCACUAUUCUAUGGCAAUUCUGAGCACACAAGUUUCACCGAUCGAUCAGCCUCAUGCAGUUGCACCAUUGGAAGGAGAAGGCAUUUGAAGAAAAAUGCUGAUCAUAGCAAAGCUUCUGCCACUGCAGGCGUUGCAGGCUUAGAUUCACGUACGAUGCAGUUAGAGACCAAGGAAAUUUGUGCGUGUGCACAUAAGUCGAUCAAAAAAUCACUUAAAACUUAAAACGCAGUGCAUUUGGGCAUAGGAAGAAACGGCCAUACAAUAAAUUAAAAAGCAAAAGUUACAGCAAACACACAACCCUAAUGAAUCAGUUUCUAUAUACAAAUUCAAAGUAAUUAAUGAAUCUGAGAGCUUCUCAGACUAGGUUGCUACUUGAAAGUAACAUAUUCAAAAGAGCGAAAGAGGUAAAUCUUAGUCACAUCGUUGAAGCCAAUUGCAUCCAUACUGAACCAUACCUCUAUGCUCUUCAUUGAUUCUGUUCUUCAUGUAGAGUUCUUAUGGGAUUAUUGAAGAUUUUGUAACAAUCCAGCUUAAUUUUCGUAGCAACAGUAUGGCAGACAUACAGAAUUAUUGCACUUUUUAUAGGCCUUUUCAUUAUUGAUGACUGAGCAUGGUCAUGUUCCGGGAAACUGACUGCUUCACAGACAGAAUAGGUAAAUUUCAAAACUUUUUUCAGCUGAUCACAGUGGGAGAGUCUAAAGUCUUCCAGGUGUGGCAGACUGUAUUAAGAGAUUGCAGUCCCUGCCCAGGUGCCAACUGGAAAUGCAAUUGGGAUGAUCAUGAGCGUGCAUUCUAACACAUGUGUGAGUUUGAUGGUAUUGUUAGAAUGAUUCCAGAGUUAAUUUUAAAGGGUGUGUGUAUGUGCGAUGGCAACAGUAUUGACGUAAGCCAUCAGCAGUCAAGCUUUAGCCAGCGCUAAGGCUGAUAAGGCUGGAAAGUAGGUUUUCGUUGAGCAGGUUAUUACCAUAGGGUGUGCAUCAUAAAAUGUGUAUGCAUUGGAAGCAUGGAGUUACUGCAUUUUGCAUUAGACUGUGCUACAGUGUAUUUUGCUAGAAUUUUUUGUUUAAUUGAGUACAUCUUGCCCUGUGGCAUAUAUAGGUACCUAAUUAAAAGCAUACAUAGAACAUAUAAGUUAUGCUUGACAGGUUCAACUAUCACAGCAAUAUGAGUGUGCUAGGAAAUAAGUAGUAGUGCGAUGCGAUCACUGCACAUUGGCAUUGAUAUUUGUGUAUGUUAUUUCUUAUUGUCCACAGUGUAAACUGAUCAAUGUGUCGAGAAAUCCAGUGUCUGAACAUUAAACACACGCCUAAACAUUAAGAAAUGCAAGUACAAAGUGACAUACCUGUGAAUGUGGUUUCACGGCAUCAUGCAAUGCACUGUCAUGAAGCUACAUGCAAAGGCAACAUUUGCUCCUAAAUUUGCACUGCAAUGGUAUGUGAAAUGCAUCCCACUUUAUUAGCAAGCAUCGGUGUAGAAAUGGUCACAACUAAACAUGCAAAGCAUGCUUGUUUACGGAGCUUUGCUGUCUGCUGACAAUUGUGCUGAGUUGCUUUUGUGAAAAUAUGGCCGUAGUAUUGGAAUAUUUAUGAGGAUUGUUGGCUCACACUGGCUGUAUAUAUAUAUUUUUCUUUUCCAUGGGUUGCAAUUGGGGGUGUAGGUCAUACAUAAGGGUGGGUUCUGUGCGCAACAAAUACGGUAAUGUUUGUCGAAGGUAUAAUGCUUGGAAAUGUUCAUUUAGUGCGAUAUUCUCUCCCUCCCCCAUCUUCCCUCAUUUUGGUGCAAUGAAUGUACAUGAACUCCAAGCCACCACUCAAUUGAUCACAAGAGCUGAUUUUUGGUAAAAUGUUUAAGAGUAAGUACAGUGAUGUACUGGUUUUAGCGCUCGCAAAUUUGAUUGGAGGUCAAUGAAUUGAUGAUGUUAUUUAAUUGUAAGCUUGUGGUGUGGUAUACUGUGACUCUUAAGAUUCUCCCACUUUUUGUGGGAACGCAUGUGUAAGCGUUCAUGUAGGUGAGAGCUAUGGUUUUUUUUGUGGUUGUGAUGUAAAAUAUUGCGUUUCUAGUAGUGCAUUUGUGCAGCAGUUCUGUGCUUCAUGUUGCACUUGGCAAGCUACACUGUCAAUGUUGCAUUACUGGUAUUUGCAAAUACAUUGCGGCUGCUGCUGUAAACUAGUGCAGCAUUUGGUAAAAGAGGGGCAGGAGACCAUAUCUAAACUCUAUAUUUUCUUAUUAUCUACUCGCCUAGCCUGACUGCCCUCUUCUUUUUUUUUUCUCUCUGACACUUCCCCACAACAUUUCAUCAAAACAUGAUCAUUAUGACUGAAGAAAAAGGGAAAUUUUUUUCAGGAAAAGUGUUAUUUUUACCAAUAUAUGUAUACCAGCCCAGUUACAUGAACACACUAGCCACACUCUUAAAAAUUGCACCACCUUUAGGGUGUGAUAUUAUUCAACAACAAUAACCAUAAUCAAUCUUAUGCACAUUUUCAUUCCUUAACACUACAUGCCUGGUACAUUCCUGACGGUACAUUCCUGACGGUACAUUCCUGACGGUGCAUUCCUGACGGUACAUUCCUGUCAGGAAUGCUGUGCAUGUCUAAGCAUCCCAUAACAUUAACAAAGGAAGUGCAGACAAGAUAGAUGGUAAAACUGUAUGGCAGCAUAACACCUUAAAAGGUGUUAUAUGUUACUUCAAGAAAAAAAAUGGCGCAAAAGAGACGAGGACGAAAGGAAAACAGGUACAAUGGAUGUUAGUACACUCUUAAGUGUGCACCUGGAAGGGUGCUCAGCUGUAUUGCACUCUUUAAAAAUAUACGCCUUUGUAUGAAUGCUGUACACCCUAAAUGUAAAGGGGUGUAUAUUUAUGGUUUUGCAUUCAAAAGGGUGUAGGUAAUGUACAGUCAUAAUUGUUUUAUUAUGGUGUAAAGCAUAUAAAUGUGCAUCAUUGAGUUGAACCUGAGUUACGGCCUAUUGCAAUCAUUCAGUCUUGCAUAAGAAUUACAGUUAAUCUGGUAACAGCGGUAACUGAGUGUGGGCUAGUUGCAACUGGUGGUUAUGGAGCUACACAUUGGAGACCUGUAACUGAAGGUCAGAUCACUUGGGAUUAGUGUGCCAGUGUAACUUUGCCCAACUUGUUGCUGGUAUUGUUUGCAGCCACUGAUAUUAGGCUGCAUCAAUCUCAAGGGACUACAUCAUCGUGGUAUUGUGAAGAGGCAUGUUAAAUUGCGAAUCAGUUCAUGCUUGCAAUAGUAGAGCACAGCUUACAGUGGCAGUCGAGGGUGCCAGGCAGCAGUGUAGCUUUGACCGGGUAGUGUACCAGAUAUGUUAAAAUAAGGAAGUCUGCGUUGUGUCCAGGGUUGUGCAUUUUAGAGGAAGGAAACUUCUGGCGUGCUCCAUAGUUGAUGACGAGAAGAAAUUGAAGCUCCAUUCCCCUGGUGUGUCCUGUCUGUUGUAGUGACUUUUACGCACUCACUUGGCACACAACAUGUGUACUUUGCUCAGGUCAGGGUGUCGUUAGUCCUCUAGGAUUGUGAUGUUUAUGUGAGCACUGCCUGGGUUGUAUUCUCAAUCAGUCACUUUUCGUAACAAUUUCUCUUUCGCAUGAUGCAAGAUGUGGUGCACAACCUCAAAUAGUCAUGAGCGUACCUUGAUGCCACAAAGUUUUGGCUGCCAAUCAUGCCACUGCAUCAAACACUGACACGAUGCGGGAGGGAAUAAUGUUGACGAUGAGUGUGCCUGCUAUUACGCUUGUUCUGUUAAAAGAUUUAGGUGCACAUAAAUACAUCGAUAAUGCCUAUACUUCAUUACAUAUCUAUCAAAAGAAACAUGCAAGCAAUGCAGACACUAUUGACAUUUAAAAUGACAGUUCUUUUAGGAUAGAAUGCUUAUGCACUCAGAACUUGACCUUUGAAUUUUUUAUUGCGAUAGCAAUUAUAUGGACACUCCAAGCGCAUUUCUGCAGUCGCCGUGGUAGUGGACGUCGCUGCGAGGUUCCGUAUAAAGUCGAAACAUGGUAACAUCGUCACCGCACGCUGUUUGCAGUAUGUGCGAGGGAAAGCUUGCGAGGGUCAGUCGACCAUCGCGGGUAUAUCUCGCGAUGGUCGACAUUCCUUAGCAUGGCCUCAAAGAUUAGGUGCCACCUGCAGCUGCCUGCGGCGCGCUGGAAAAUCUUGGAGGCAAUGUGCUGGGACUUUCUUCGUAUCCACUAAGCACCAGGUACACUCAUCGUCUGCUUAGGGGCUAUUUAAAGGUUGGCACUAAGAAAAUUAAACAAUUACCAGCCCUGCAGUUUGCCAAUAUUGUUUCAGUAGAAUAUACUAAUCAUUUUAUAAUCAACUUAGUGUAAGUGGAAUUUCGUUGCUGUGGGCCCUUUGAAAGAUUCAUCAUACCUUGUACCGUGUUCUUUGUUGACUACAUUCCGGAAUGGUAUGUUCAUGUUCAUGGCAUGUUCAUGUUGCCUUGCUAAACUAGCAGCACAGUGAUAGGACGUGCAGCGGAAAAAUUGUGGCAUCACUGAGUACUCAUUGUUACUGAGGCUGUUGCACUGAAUGCUACGUCUACUAAAAGGGAAAAAUUCAAAAUGUAGCUCCAGAUUCUACCAGGAGUGCUGUGUCGUCCAAAGCUGAGCACUCCACAAAAAAUAUGUGUGUGAAAUCCUCUUUUGGGAGUUGCACUAUUAUACUUUUCAUUUUGUUUUGUUAAUGAGUUGUGUUGUUAGCUUACUUUUCCUGGUAUUUAAAAAAAAUGAACAAUGAGGUUUUUCUUUGAAACCAUUUUUGUUGCUCGGAUGUAAGCUCGAAGGCUUUGAAUUUAAGACUACAAUUAAUCCUUGUUUUUCUUGCGAUGUCCUUUUUAAUGUAUGCACCAGAAGCAUGUGUUUCUUGGAACAUCAAAGCUGUGGCCAAGGUCUUACAUGGCGUGCUCUUGCCUAUGUAUGCCUUAGUUGCUGAAAACUGUUUCUGUCAUCAUUAUCUUGUGAUUAGAACAACUAUUUAUUAACAGAAGUCUGCACUGCACCAUUUCUCUGAAAAUUUAUAUUCAUGGUCUACCUCAAUAUGGUAAGCCCCUUUUUUAUUUUAUGUGAUGACGCUAUGGUGAUAUGAUGCAGCUGCAUAAUUUUUCAGGUCACAGGACAUGUUGUGCCAUGGUGACAUAAAAAAAAUUGAAACUGCCUUUUUCUCACGUGUUGUUAACCCUGCACGUUUCUUAUUGUGAUAUUUUUUCGUGCAACCAAUACUCCCAAGAGUUUGCUUUUUGAACUCUUGUUUUUACCUGCAAUAUUUAUUGACAUUCCCUCAUUCAUCAGACACAUCUUGACUGAUUGAAGUGUUUUGAAGUCAUUCUUUAUGUUUUUUAUCUCAUUGUGUGUGACUGGAACGUGUGUUGCAAAUGGCAUACAUGGGCUGUUCUUUCUUUUUUUUACUGUUGUGUUUCUGUGUUGGUAAUGUCUAUAGGAUUUUUUUUUUGUGUGGUGUGAGCAUAUCUGUGCAUGUCUCUCAUUAGAGGACGUCCUUCAUAGGUGAAAUAAAGCAGAUGUGUCAAUUCUUUGAA